Spirodela intermedia is the source of this 279-nucleotide messenger RNA. Lineage: Eukaryota; Viridiplantae; Streptophyta; Magnoliopsida; Alismatales; Araceae. The record is from the annotation of a GenBank genome assembly.
AUGCAUAGCACCGACGGCGUGUGCCACUCGCCGCAGUUCGUGCUGGGCGGCGGCGAGCUCCUGCUUGAGGGCGACAUGCGUGGCAGCGAGGCGCUGGUUGUCAAUAAGCAAACCCUGAAUCUCCUGAUGCUGAGCUGCGAGCUGCUCCUCGAUGACGGCGGGGUGGAGCGGCCGAAGUGGAGGGCCACCGAGUCGGGGAAAGGGCCCGUCCAUGUGGUCGUCAAGGAGGCCGGAGUGAGCAGGCCUGCCGAAAGGAGGAAGGCCAGGCUCGUGGAAUGA